AUUUUAAAGAAAUCGACGAUGAUGUUUUAAAAGAAUUAACAAUGUUAAUUCAAAAUGAACAUCUUCAGUCGGCCUAUGAAAUUGCUAAGGAAAUUAGAUCUGCUUAUUUGUUUAAUUUUAAAGAGAAAAAACUGCAGUCGAUUACGCUCAGCAUUGGUGUUUCUGCAGUGAAUUCCUCGGUAAAAGCUUCUAAUGAUUUAUUGAUUCAUGCUAAAGAAGCUUGUAUAAAGGCCAAAGAAUAUGAUCACAAUCAGGUGGUAAUAUGGGAGAAUGAGAAUGGGAGAAUGUUUCGAUUCAAGUAA
Molecule: messenger RNA, 302 nt
Organism: Dentiscutata heterogama
Lineage: Eukaryota; Fungi; Glomeromycota; Glomeromycetes; Diversisporales; Gigasporaceae
Source: the annotation of a GenBank genome assembly